CUAUUUCAACAACGGGCGCCUACCAUCACCCGUGAGAGGGAGGGGAGCCGAGAGUUAGACGAAGAGCUUUCGCCAAUAUCACAUCGCCAUUUAGUCGUUAGAUAACCAUUGUAGUUGUCAGUUUAGGAUAGUUUUGCUAUUUGAACGCUUUUAUUAAAUAUAUGCGAAAUAUUGACCUCAUAACGGAUACUUUACAUAAAAGCAUAGCUGUCACUCCCCUAAAUCGUAGUAAAGUAACGUUAUCCGUGUCUCUUGAUUGACGGGUCCAUAUUUAUUUUCCUGAAAGAACGGUAAAAAACAUUUUUUUUUAAAUAAAGCCCUGUGAAACUGAAGAACGGUCAGCGAAAAAUAACGGAGGUGGAAGAAAUUGAAAUAUCAAGAAAGAUUGUUGGGAGCUUCCGAGGGACAAGUGUGAAAACAAGAAAUCACUGAAAAAGAGACAAGAGUUGUGUCAUUUGCAUAUUUCUUUAGACGUCCUUAUUUUGUCAGAAUUUGUUUGUUGACUUAGGGGCUUGAACAAGUGACGCCAUGACGACGGAGAUGCAGGAGAUCGCCAUCACAGAGGAAAAACCUUUACUUCCUGGUCAGCCCGAUCCUACAAAGGAUGUUGAGGCUGCAGCUCGGAUACUGUUGGACCAGGGCCAGGAACACAGUAUUGAGACUCCACAUGGUCUCCUCCACGUGACUCUCCAUGGAACCUCCAACACACGCCGUCCUGCCAUCCUGACCUUCCAUGACGUGGGCCUGGACAGUAAAAGCUGCUUCUCUCCUCUGUUUAAGUUUGAGGAGAUGCAGGAGAUAGUGAAGAACUUUACCCUGGUCCACAUCGAUGCUCCAGGCCAAGAGGAGGGGGCUACCGCCUAUCCUAUGGGAUACCAAUAUCCAUCCAUGGAACAAAUUGCAGAGAUGAUCCCUGCUGUCCUGACAUAUUUCAAUUUCCGUACUGUCAUCGGAAUUGGAGUGGGAUCUGGUUCUUACAUUCUCUCCAGGUUCACAAUGGCCCAUCCAGACUCAGUUGAAGGUCUGGUUCUCAUCAACAUGGAUCCUGAGACCAGAGGGUGGAUGGACUGGGCGGCCCAGAAGAUCACUACCCUGACCUCCUCCAUCACAGAGCAGAUCCUGAGUCAUCUCUUCAGCCAGGAGGAGAUGUCAGCAAAUGCAGACCUGGUGAGGUCACACAGAGAUCGCAUCUCUAAAGCCCCCAACCUCAUCAACAUUGAGCUGUUCUGGAGAAGCUACAACAGCCGCAGGGAUCUGAUCAUUGACCGUAACAGCAACUUCAAGUGUCCCGUGAUGCUGGUGGUUGGGGAUCAGGCACCUCAUGAGGAGGCUGCUGUGGAGUGCAACAGCAAACUGGACCCAACAACAACCUCAUUCCUCAAGAUGGCCGAUGCUGGUGGUCUUCCCCAACUCACCCAGCCCAGCAAACUGACUGAGGCGUUCAAGUACUUCAUCCAGGGGAUGGGCUACAUGGCAUCGUCCAUUAUGACGCGUCUGUCUCGUUCGCGCACCGCCUCACUGUCUUCCUCCUACUCCAUGGAUGGGGAGCGUCAGCGUUCUCGUACCCUGUCUCAGAGCUCUCAGGGUGGGCAGAUGCCCCCCAGCCCCUCCCAUACCAUGGAGGUGUCCUGCUGAAGAGCGAGUGAGCGAGAGAGGGGGAGAGAGAGAGAUGGAUGGAGAGCUAGAGGGAUGGAGAGCUAGAUGUAUGGGUGGUGGGUGAGAGUGGGACGAUAGCAUUUGUCACAAACCCACUCCCACAUCUCUUAAACCUGUCAUUCCCUCAGACCAGCUAACAAAGAGACAGAGGGAGAGAUAUGCAAAAGUAGAUAUAGUAAAAGUAGAGGGACAGAGGGAAAAUGUAAGACCGUUAAUGAAACACUGUCCUCCCACAAUUCAUCUCAUUCUAAAACUGUCCUCCCACAAUUCAUCUCAACCUCACCUAUUCAUCUCUUUAGAGAGAAAGAGAGAGAGAGAUCUUCACCUAGACAGCGAAGGAUAGAGGGAAUGGAUAAAUGAAAAUAGGGAAUGGAAGAAAGGGAGAAUUUAGGAACAAGGGAAUAUAGAAAAAGGGUAGCAAGGAAAGGGCAUUUUAGGGGUGUCGGCCAGUCCUCUCUCCCUCCCUCUAUCGGAAAGUCUGUCAGCCAAUAGAGCCCUUUAACCUAUGGAGUGGGAAGGGUCUGUAGUGACCUCACCGUAGUGUUAACUAAUAGUAAUAAUUAUGAUAAUGAGAAAUAUGACUAUGAUAUUAAUGCUAUUAAUAAUUAUACUGACAAUGAUGUAAUAGUAACGUUAUAACAAUUUUUCUCUUUAAUUUUAAAGUUUGAAAUAUUAUGAAAUAGAAGAAAAGACGUUAGCAGAAAUACUUAUAAUGAAAAUGUGUGUGUGUCAACUCCUCUAAUCAAUUUGGUAUGAUUUUUUGUAUCGUUGCUUUUUGUAACCUGCCUCAGUGAAGGGGUGAGGCUUCUCAUUGGUCAUGUGAACCUUAACCAUAGCAACAGCCAAUGAAAGUCUACUUCCGCCUCGCUGUUGCCGGGUAGAUCAUGUCUUCCAUUAGCCCUGUUCAAGUGACACAUUUUUGUUCCCAUGAGGGGAUUGGGGUGGGCGGGUAAGGGGGGUGUGGUUGUUUGACUGUGUGGAAGCAUCUGCAUGCCUGAUUUCAGCCAAUGUGAAUAUAGACGGAAUGUUUCCUUUUCUUUUGUAUGCAAAUAUGGGUUUGUUGGUGUGUGUGUGUGUGCGUGCACAUGUGUGUUUGUUAUUAAGCUUUUGGGCAAAGAUUAGCAGAUGACGAUGAUGAGGAUGGAUGAAGAAGAGUGACAUUGUUAGUGAGUUAACUCCUACACUAGUAAAUCAGUAACAAGUGCUUCCAAUGCUGCUGGCAGUCCCAGACUCGACCAGCAGGGGUCACUGUGUUUGUCCAAUAGUCUUUAUGACAACAUACAUACAUGUACCUGCAUGCUAUGGAGUGAAGUUUCCCUCUAGCUACAGAUCUAGGAUACGCUUCCCCUCCACCAAUCCUAACCUUAACCAUUAGUGAAGAAAAUGCUGAACUGACCCAAGAUCAUCAUCUGUGGGACAACUUCCCCCUAUUCCAGCCUGCAUAUACCUCACUACUAACAUACUUUAGUCUUCAUCAAAGAGAUAAGAUAGCAAAUUCCUUGUUGAACAAGCACACUGUACAUGUUGUGUGAUAGCUAGAUGUAGGCAUUGCAUAGCCCUAUAGUGAUGCACUCACCGAUCAAGACUGACAGCUCAGAGCACCAAUACCAAGUCUAUGACUUUGACUGACAGCACAGCGAACCAAUACCAUGUCUGUCUGUUUGACUGUCAGCUGAGAGAACCAAUAGCAUGUCUCUCUGAAGUCAGGAGGUAUGUGGAGUGGACAGUACUGGACUAGAGUAUAGAGGUAUCCGUAUAGAGUAGGGAGUGUGAAAUAAGGCAUUAUUGUGUGGCUCUUUGUGUGUUCCAGGGUGUUUGUGCGCGUUUGUGACUGUGUUUAUGUGUCGUGCAAGUGUGUGUGCAUUUGAAAGCUCUCAUACCUUCUAAGCACAAUUUAAGAGACAAGAUGAGGAAAGGACAGAACCCAUCCCCUCCCAUUGGACCUUAUAAAUCAACAAUGAACCAGCCCCUACACUGCCAACUCCCUAACCCUUACGCUACACCCUAACCCUAGAGGAUGACUGUCCACCCUCAUCAAGUCAUACUAUAGGAACCCUUCUCUGUAUGGAUCUCAGAACAGUUAGAAGUGUUGUAGACUUGUCAUAUACUUCAAAGUCAAAGCUAAAAACAGUUUUAUAGGAUUGUUUUAUAGGAUUGUAAUACACUUUCAGUGAAAACUGAAUGUUAAAUUGUCAAUGUGAUCUGCAUAUAGUAAAAGGUCAUAGACUAAAGGUACAUCCAUGUGAAGCUUAACACUGCCCUGAUCCUAACCAAUGGACUGAACACACUGUUAUUCGACCCAAUUACAGAAAACACUUGGAGAGCUGUGUGUGUUUUCCAGUGUGUGAAUGUGUGUGUAUGUUUUCCAGUGUGUGUUUGGUUUCCGUGGUUCCGUGCAGUCAUUAAUAUGGCUUAUAUAACGUUUUAAAAGUAUUACUUUCAAUUUGAGAAACCUGUUUGCUCGUUUCUUUCCGGUUCUCUUCAGAGUUCCGCCCCCUUCCCCUCUUUUUAUAGUAGUCUGGCUGGAUGGUUGUUGAUGGAGAUACUGAGGAUAGGUCGGUUAAGGGUAUUCUGAUGAUGAUGAUGUUCCUAGAUAAUAAUUGGAACAUUAAGUUAAUGAUAUAUAGGCUCCUCCUAGUCUUGCAUUGAGAAUCAAGCAAUCUGGAAUGGGAGCCUCGACUAACAAAGGGGAAAUGGGCGGAGCCUAAUAGUUUACCAAUAAAGGGAAAGGGGGGGUUUACUGUUUGAGUUGAGUGGGCUGGGCUGUGUGAAUGUACGCUUGUCCAUUUCUUCUUUUUAUUUUUACCCUCAUUUUUUCCUUCAAUCAUACUCUUAUUUUCCUAUUUUGUUGUUGACCAUUUAGUUUUAUUAAGUGAAGUGUUAGUUUACCGCCUCAGUGUGCUCACAAGUUAGACAAGAGUAUGUUCGUUCUUGUGUAACUUUUUUUAGCAACAGCACUAAACAAAAGGGAGAAUAAUAUAAAUGAUUUUAAAACAAACAGAACACAAUCAAAUGUACUUGUGUGGCUAAUUUGUCUGUGUAAUAAAAUAAACAACCUAAAACAUUAAUGAGUAGUAAUAAAAGACCAGAAGAAAUCUUGA
This is a messenger RNA of Oncorhynchus kisutch (coho salmon), 4757 nucleotides long. RefSeq names its product NDRG family member 2 (gene ndrg2). The transcript has 16 exons. Bases 529 to 1635 code for a protein of 368 amino acids. NCBI's taxonomy places the organism in Eukaryota, Metazoa, Chordata, Actinopteri, Salmoniformes, Salmonidae. The record is from RefSeq and is a predicted model, not a curated record.